Molecule: messenger RNA, 3662 nt
Organism: Vidua macroura (Pin-tailed whydah)
Lineage: Eukaryota; Metazoa; Chordata; Aves; Passeriformes; Viduidae
Gene: SNX16
Product: sorting nexin 16
Exons: 8
Coding region: 908-1939 (343 amino acids)
Biological process (GO): protein targeting to lysosome; endosome to lysosome transport; early endosome to late endosome transport
Cellular component (GO): extrinsic component of endosome membrane; early endosome; late endosome
Molecular function (GO): phosphatidylinositol binding
Source: RefSeq, a predicted model, not a curated record
AUAAACAGGUAAAAAAUGUUGUUAGGUAACUUGGCUGAAGUCGGUAUAAAAUGAUUAUUUAAAAAAUCAUGAAACCUAAGUCUGGAAGUUGUUUCUUUAUAUAUUCCACUUAUUCUAUAGCUGACUUUCCUCAGUAGCACUUAAACCCUAAACAUUAGAGAUCAGCUUGUCUGCGUUGUCCAAACAGAGACACAAUAUAUGUAACCAGAUCGCAAAUAGUAUUGCAUAGCUAAAAGUCUUCUAAAUCCAAUUACAACUGUUAAGUACGGAUUGUUUUGUUUCUAAUCUAUUAUCCUUGAAUCGUGUGGCUUACAUCUUUCUCACUGAAUAUACAAGCCAUUAGUUUAAAAAGAUUUGGAACUGCGAUAGCUGCGAGCUGCAGGCAAGCCCUUUUUAAGUGGUUUUAUUACAGCCUAUUUGCUUUACCCACAGAAAGGGAGGUGGCUGCUGUAAACACCAGGAUAAGUUGGUGUCAUGCUGCUCUUGUAGCAUGUGACGGCCGGGUUCCCGGGACUGUCCCAUCCUGUUUCAGAUCUUACAGUUCAGCGCUUCCAGCAAAUGUUCUCUUCCUUCUCUUUUCGUUCUUAACUCACCCCUGGGAAUCAAACUAAACAAAAUACAGGUCCCGAACAGGAAGCAAAUUUCUUGUAGAAAGUCAAGAAAACAGCUAGACAAGAAAGUGCAGUCUCUGGGGUAUCUCAUAGGUGUUAUGAGCCAUUUGCUCUUAAAGUUGGAGUGCUGCAGUGAUUCUGCUGGUUCUGUGAAGCUGGGGUAGGAGCAAACUGAGCACACAAACCCUCCUUGCUGCGCCGAGAUACUGUUCCUGAAAACAAGAGGAAACAUGGUUUAUACAGCGAAUGAAGCUUAAAUUCCUGGACCAAAAACUGAGGGCCUUUUUUCAUGAAGGAUGGCAACACCAUAUGUUCCUGUUCCUAUUGGAAGUUCAUCAUCCAGCUUUACAAACAGAAACCAAAGAAGUUCUUCCUUUGGGAGCAUUUCAACGAGUUCAAGCUCCUCAAAAGGACAGCUGGAGGACUCUACAGUUGAUAGUUUUAAAAAGAUGAGUGUGCCUGACCAGAUUGGUUCCACGUCAUCUGCGUGUAGCAGUCCCCUUGUUAGGACUAAAUUUACAGGUCUGGAUACAUCCAUAGAAUACAGUACUCAGCCUGUAGAAGAAAUAGAGCAGAAUGAAGAUUCUAGGACCUGGGGAGAUCGACCAUCCACACCUACUAUUCUGGGCUAUGAGGUGAUGGAGGAAAGGGCAAAAUUCACUGUAUACAAAAUACUGGUGAAAAGAAGUCCAGAGGAAAGCUGGGUGGUUUUCAGACGGUACACAGAUUUCUCCAGGCUUAAUGACAAGCUAAAAGAUAUGUUUCCAGGCUUUAGGUUGGCCCUUCCGCCAAAGCGCUGGUUCAAGGAUAAUUACAGUCCUGACUUCUUGGAAGAUCGACAGCUGGGGCUGCAGGCAUUCCUCCAGAACCUAGUAGCUCACAAAGAUAUUGCUAACUGCCUUGCAGUGAGAGAAUUUCUUUGUCUGGAUGAUCCUCCAGGUCCUUUUGACAGUCUAGAAGAGAGCAGGGCUUUCUGUGAAACUCUGGAGGAAACAAAUUAUCGCCUACAAAAAGAACUGCUUGAAAAACAAAGGGAGGUUGAAUCACUGAAGAAAUUAUUAACUGAAAAGCAACUUCAUAUCGAUGCUGUUGAAAGAAGAAUUAGGGAUUUAUCUUUAGGAAAAAUGACUCGUCAAAUGUCAGGAGAAGAAAGUGAGUUCAGUGGUGAGGUGGAGUCUUCUGCAAUAGAAGCAGACCAGGGUACCCUGGGUGAGGACAGCUGCUCAGACAAAGAGAACCACGAGCCAUGCUGGAGUGGCUCUUUGGCUGGAAAUUCUGUCCCAGAAAUUGAAGUUGCUGAAGUAGCGUAUACCACGGAUGAAGAAUAGCUGAGCAGCAGCGGCUUUACCUGGGAAAGGUUCAUGUUAAAGGUGUAUCUCUGGGUAGGAUCAUAGAGUAGCUGUGAAGAAUUCACAGCAAAGAGCAAGAAUGCACAUAUUGAAUGUUUACAUAAAUCCUUACAAAUUAUUAAUGUAAGAAAUAUAUCCAGUGCUGCUUUGAUUUCAGUUUUUAUCUAGCCUUUAUAUAUUUAAUAUAUUGAAGUCUAAUAAGGGCUAAAAUCAGCUAAAGUUUAGAUAGUGUAUAUACACAAUUUGGCUGACUUUCCUAGCAGAAUGACAAAAAGUUUCACAUUAAAUCAUGGAACACAUCUAACUCAUAUGUCAUAUAUUGCCACUGUUGUGACAUAUUUUAUGUGUUCAUCCUUUUGGUAUUUGUGUUUUCUUAUAGCCAUAAAACAAUGCUUGCUGAAGUAAAAAUGGACUCAUUUGUGUAUAGGAAUGGAGAAUGUGUUGGUUUUAAAUUCUAAAGUUGAAGAAAGUGUCUCUGGAAGUUUUAUGCAAUGCAAUAGGAAAAUUUCCAGUACCAAGAGAAAAGUAGUUACAAAAUGGGAUCAUAGUUGGACAUUGUAAAAUGGUCAUUUUUGCUGAAAGAACUGAUCUGAGACCCCCAAAACACUGUGUAUUUUCAUCCCAAGAUAGCAUGCUGUAAUACUUUUUGUUCAGUAAUGCUGCUUUGAAAAUCUGGGAUACCUUUGUCAUAUACAUGUAACAACAAAAUCUAUAAAUUUGCCUUUUGCUCAGAACACUACCUCUUGCCAUCUUGCUAAUGCAUUCAUGUUUGUUAAAUAUUCCAGAUUAUAUGGAGGCUAUUGAAAGACUUGUAAAAAAGCCAUAUUUUUCCCUGGACAGUUCAUAACUAGAUUGAAUCUAGUCGCAGUGUAUUUUUGUUUCAAUAUAUUGUACACAUGGGGAUGUUGGUACCUAUGUUGUAUAGCCUAUUUUUCAAAAUGUAUUAAGACAGGAGAUGCACUUUAUAAUUAAGACUCCAUUGUGCCAAGUUUGGUUGGCUAAUUGGUUGAGAAAUGGGAGUUGCAGGGAGAGGAUUAUGUAGUGCCUUUUUGUAUUUUACUUGUUCAUUACUGCAGAAUUUUGUUAUAGUGCUCUGGGUCAGUUCUGUGGAAUCUUUGAUACAGCAUUUUUCUGUUCUUUACUUAUUUACUGAAAGUGCCUUGUUUUAUUAUGCUGUUCCAAUAGAAAGAAUGCUGUUUUGUUUUUUGGGGUUUUUUUUUUGUUUUUUUUUUUUGCCCUAUACCACCCACAUCGUUGUUUAAUGUUGUCAAUAUGCAGUGUCUUUGUGCUGGAGUUUUCAAAGGGAGCUUUGUACUUCAGGCUAUGCAUACAAUGACCUUUAUGCAGAACUGUAUAAACCUUCCUGGUGAAAUAAAACUAUGGACAAAACACCUGUCUUCUUUUUUGCAUUGUAGAAAAAAAGAAACAUUUUUUUGUUUCCUUGAAGUAGAAGGAUAAAAUAUUGCUAGAAUUAUACAUUUCUUACCUCAGAGAUUUUCCUGCAUUUACUCCUUGGUCUGAAUCCUAUUUUUACCAAAAAUUGUCUGCAUGAAAAUGAAUGAGACUGCUGUGACACCAGAAACCUUACUGUGCUUCUGUUGAAGGUAAAAAUAAAAAAUGAACUGAUUUUUUUUUUUUAAUAUCCUACAUAAAUCCUCAUAGGUGUUGAGUGAACUCAAUAAAGUUUUGGCACAUUAUUGAA